Messenger RNA from Orbilia oligospora ATCC 24927, 6396 nucleotides. RefSeq lists its product as uncharacterized. Gene Ontology annotation, molecular function: chromatin binding. Gene Ontology annotation, cellular component: Scc2-Scc4 cohesin loading complex. Bases 1 to 6396 code for a protein of 2131 amino acids. NCBI's taxonomy places the organism in Eukaryota, Fungi, Ascomycota, Orbiliomycetes, Orbiliales, Orbiliaceae. The transcript is spliced from 8 exons. Gene Ontology annotation, biological process: establishment of protein localization to chromatin; replication-born double-strand break repair via sister chromatid exchange; regulation of gene expression. The record is from RefSeq and is a predicted model, not a curated record.
AUGGAAGGGUAUAAUCCGGGGUAUCAUGGCUAUAGCCAUCAGCAGCAGCAGCAAGCCCAGCAGCAGCAGGCCCAGCAACAGCAACAGCAGCAACAGCAGCAGUUGUACGGUGGUGGUAGCCAUCCUCCUCCUGGCCAAGGGACCCCCCACCAACACCCCCCUCAUCAUCAUAUCCUCGCCCCUCAGCAGCAGCCUCAGCAGGGUUUCUAUGGCUCCCAGCACUCAGGAUAUUCCUACAACUUCAAUUACAUACCUCCUUCGCCCUCGCAGUACGGCUCUCCUACUACUUCUACAUCUGCCUCUAGACCUCAUCACAGCGCUCAUAACAACCAUCGACACCACCAUCAUCACCACCACCAACAGCAGCAGCAGACCAUCAUGCAUCCUCCUGGCAGUGGUGGUAGUAGUGGCAGUGGUGGUGGAUACCCCCCUCAGGCCUAUACCACCUCUCCCCACAACAGCCACCAUCAUCCUCCUCUCCCUCCCAUGGCGUCUCAACAACAACAGCCCCUCCACCAGCAUCACCGACAGCAAUACAGCUCUCCCUCUGCUGCUAACAACUACUCGGCCACUGCUCGCUCCUCCGCUUCCAACUCCACCUCCUCAUCUCCCCGCUAUAACCCCUCCCAUUCCAGCUCCCACCAACCUCAACACUUCUACCAAUCUCGACCACAACCUCCAGCUCAACAGCAUCGCCAGACCUCCUACCCUUCACAUCCUUCCUCUGCUGCUGCUUCUGGCUCUGUAUAUACUGCUGCCACCCAAUCUACCUCUUCUUCCAGAGGUGUUCAAGCUCCUAAUACCAUUGAAGAAGCUCUCCAGUAUACUCCUCUCGCUUCUAUCCAACCGUUUCACGGACAUAUCAUCCCUAUUCCAACUAUCGACGGUUCUGCUCUCGCUGCGAAAUCCGAACAAGUCGGUAGGAAGGUUUUGAAAGACUUCAACAAGCUGGACCCUAUGUCAAAGAGGUUUAGGACGGCUACGAGCGAUAUCAGUGGUUAUAUCAACAAUACUAUUGAGAAAAAGGGUCUACAGCUUGAAUUUAAAAAAUCCAAGCUUGGGUCUCCACUCAAUACUGGUACUACUACUAAAACUACGGUUGAAGACUUGCUCCAGAAUUCUGGACUUGGGACUUUUGAAACCGCUAUCCUCCAUAAACUUCCUACGUACAAUCAGAAACCCUCUAAAAGAUCACCUCUCUCUACCUUAGAAGACUCUCAACAGUCUCUGAACCAACCUCCUACCGUUGUUCCCAAGGUCAAGACUCCUUCGAAGCCGCCAAAGACUACUACCCACGCCCCAUCUACACACCAACGGCCACCACUACCACAGUCACAACCUUCUCCUCUCCCCCCAACAGAGGUUUCAGGCUCUCGUUCUAAUUUCUACAUUGAGAUACCUCCUGUUUCUUCCUCUCGGAGUAAUAUCAAUGGCUACGACAGAUCCUUGACUCCAACAAAAUUACAACAGGAGCGAGAUACCACUCCGACUCAUAAGGCUAAGCCACUUAUUUCCGACCAUCAUUCAUCUGGGCAGCUUCUUGCUGCAAUCGUGCUCCCACCACCAAAAGAAGGGUUCACACCGGCAGAUUACUCUACCCAUCAGGAAGCUGAUGCACGCAUUCUAAUACCCGAUAACUUCAAAUCAAGGAAGCGACGCAAGCUAGCAGACCAAGACGAGCACGAAGCACAAAUUUCGAGUGUAGACACCCGUGCAAAGGCUGAAUCUGCAAUAAAUAACCUACAAGCUAUUUUGAUUAGGAUCUUCGAAGACGAGGACAAUCUUCAACCGGAUACCUCUGGGAACGUGCUCGCGACUUCUUCUGGGUCAUUUAUACCUCCUGGGGCCCUUGGAUACUCUGCAGAAGCGACUGGUCAGUGCCUUUCUGUUGGCACACAGGUGAAACUUGACCACGCUAUUAGGCAGGUUACUUUAUAUAACCGGCUGGACAGAAUGGACCUCGAUGAUCUGCUUCGUCUCUUGAAAACUUGUGAUAAUACUCUGAAAGUUGCAGAAAACCUAGAUGUCAAAGUGAGCGAAGACGUCGGAGAGCCAUCAGAGGUAGGGGGCCCCGUAUCCGAGUGGGAUAAGAAAAUAGCGUUCGCGGAGAACUCGGUAAAGGCAUGUAGAACUAUCCUACGGGUUAUGAACGGCGGGCGACAAGAAAAACAGCUGUAUUCUGAGGAGCUUCUGACAUCUAUCCACACCGUCAUCAAGAAUCUUCUGGAAGGGUCAAUUGUACCUCUAAUCGCCCUUCGAUCAGACAGGGAAGAGGCUUUUAAAGCUGUUAUGUCUAAAAAGAAGCUCCUGAGGGACCUGCUGCAAGAUACAACAAAGAUCAUCAAGCUCCUGACUCAGCUGAUCUCGAAUCAAGAGGUUACUGAGGAUUUUCUGAUCAAAAUGAUCUAUACCUCUGUCGCUUUGGUGUUUAUCGAUAAUGCCACAAGCGACAAAGACUCUGUGUUCGGGGUUAAAAAGGUAGAAAAUCUUAGAUUAGCGGCAAUGAAUGCUCUUGCAAAGAUUUUUGCGAGGCACCCUGACCAAGGCGACGGCAUCAUCAACGAGGUUCUCAGCAAUCUGGAGAGAUUGCCGGUUGGCCGUCAGAGCGCGAAAAACUUCCAGAUCCCUGGUAAUGAAAGCAUCCAACUUAUCAGUGCUUUCAUGAUGAACCUAGUUCAAUCCGCAGGGACAUACCAGGAACGAGCUAAUGGAUCCAACUCCCGGAACGCGGUGGAUUCUGACGAAGAGAUGGCUAAUGGUGGUAACUCCGAGGAUGGGCCCGCGAAAGGCAGCUCUCACUCGCGAGACGCGGAAACCGUCGUGAUGAAAUUAGAAGAAGUUAUCAUGCGUUCAAUGAAAACUGCUCAGGAGAAAACCGCCUAUGUCACGUCCUACAUAGUAAACAGGGCAUUGAAUACUGCUAAAUCUUCGGAUACAAGUAACUCCAGGAACUUAUUAGAUCUAAUGGUUGAAGAUUUCCUUGAAGUUCUCGACAACCCGGAAUGGCCAGCUGCCGAGUUGUUUUUAAAGAUAAUUUGCAUUAAGAUGAUCCACACUGUUGAUGAUCCAAAGGCAUCUGUCCCGGCUAAAUCUGCCGCCCUCGAAGUUUUGGGGAAGCUUGGGUCCAAGAUCAGCUCCUUGUUCAGCCAUCUCAAGAAGAUCCACGGAGACCGAAAUCCCUCUAGCUCUACAAUAGAUGGAAUACUUUCUGUUAUAACUGAUAAUUACAUCGAUUAUCACACUAAUACUGAUGGCAAAGCCGGUCAUGAAUUGAAAGAGGAACGAGACGCCGUAUUUCGCAAGAUGAUACUAUGGAAGGGCCCUUUCAGAAUGAUUCUGGAGCAUCUUUGGGGUAGGGACCAAAAAGAAGAUGCUGAUAAUCUUCAGACUGCUUGGGGGUUCUUCGCGUCUGUGUGGGCAAGUAGGCUCGUCGCGGGUUUCCAGCAAUGCCAGGAAGUGGAUGCCUCCCUGGCAUCCGACAUAGGCCGCGUGUCGAGCGACUUAUAUGGGAUGAUUACGGAAAAGGCAUGGUAUUUUUAUGAUGAUGAAGUCAACGACAGAGGCGCUUUUAAAAAUGACCCUACGCCAAUGCAAAUCCGACAGGCGUACUUGCUCAUCAUCCUUGCUGGGGAUUUCUGCAGUCAUAGGCUCCUCAUUUUAGCCCGGUUGAUCUACAGCAUUGGCGGAGACCAAACUUCGGCUCGAAGCAAGGGUCUCAAAGCGUUGAUGAAUAUAGUAGAGCAGGAUACAUCUAUUCUUGAAGACAAGGGCCUCAUCCCUACCUUGCUAGAUCGGUGUAAAGAUGCAUCUCCAUCAGUUCGCGACUCUGCUCUAGACAUCAUCGGCAAAUGCCUCAACCUAAAACCUGAACUUGAGCCUCGAGUCUUGCCUACCAUUUGCACCAGAGCGCACGAUAUGAAUAUCCCCCUUCGCAAGAGGGCCAUAAAGCUCCUUCGAGAGAUCUACCCCAACACAAAUUUCCCAGAGCACAAGGUGGAUAUCGCGAAGUGCCUACUUAUGAGGGUCGUGGACCAUGAAUCUGCGGUAGCGGAGCAAGCUCGAAAGUCAUUCGAGGAACUCUGGAUUAAUCAAUUUUAUCCACAACUUCGGGAUGGCGAAGAUGGCGAGCUAAGCUUGAAGGGAAAGGUCAUAAUUAGAGAGCGAGUGAGCGUUAUAACCAAAGUGGCAAUCACGAACGAAAAGCUCGACGCGCCUCUCAGCAGCUUGAUCCAAUAUUUUCUAGACCACGAAAACAAACAAGUGGAACAGAACUCCAAAGUGUGCAGGUUGAUGGUGCAGGCCCUUUUUGAUGACCUCGUCGAUUCAACAGGCAACGAUGAGGAUAAGCUACGUCGACAGAGUAUCAUGCGCACGCUGGUGGUUUUCGCAAGGGCGUCGGCGAGUUUGUUCAGAGUCGACCAACUAGAUAUUCUGAAGCCGUACAUUAAAAACCUAAGCUCUACGGACGAUAUGGCUAUCUAUAGAUCUGCAAUUGUGAUCUUCAGAUGUGUUCUACCUGGCCUUUCGGCUGCUCACUCGAAGUUCCUAGAAGACGUUGCAACCGCUUUGCUUUCCAAUGUCUCGAAGCUUCCCAUGACCGAGUUGCAGGAAGCGAUUUUCUGCCUUUCCGAAAUCAACAAAUCUUACGACAUCAGCGGUCGAUUAAUUGCUGUUUUCUGUUCGAGUUUCAACAUCUUGAAGCCGUAUUUCACGGCUGAUACUAGCAAGCUUGACGCUCAAGUGUUAAGGAAGAUAUCCCGGUUAAUCUGCAUCGUUGGCCUUGUCGGGAAUUACUGCCCACUUGAAAGAUACAGCAAAGAAAUCCGCCUCAGACUCGCUAAAGGCAACGUCACUUUUAAAACCCCUAGUGUCUCUGAAUUCAUCGUGGAUACUAUGCUGCGCUUUGCUAAUGAGAAUGCUGAUCCGAGCGUUCGUAAGGCAGCACUUGAAGCAGUUGGAAAUGUUGCCAAAACCCACCCUGAACAAUACAUGAGACUAGAAGUUACCGGUGCCUUCGAAGAGGUCUUCAAAUCAGACCAAAAGGAAUUCAAGUCAUUGGUAUUAAAAAGUCUAUUCGACUUUUUGAGUGCCGAAGAAAGAAGUUCUGAAGAAGCGCUAAAGAAAGGCAAGGCUCCGGCAGCGUCAAAGGAGAGUGUCGCAAACGCUGACUACGAUCCUGGGAGGCUGACUGGUGCUAGUACCGCGACUUCAAGAGAUGGUGUUUCUACGGCUCUUGCACAAACGUUCUUACACUAUAUCGUUGAUAUCGCUUUGAGCGCUGUCGAUGAUUACGGGUAUGCUGCGGUUGAGCUCACCGGUUCUGUUUUAAGGCAGGGAUUAGUACAUCCAAAAGAGUGUACACCUGCCUUGGUAGCGUUGAUGACCUGCCCCGACGCUAGGAUAGAGAACGUGGCUAAGAGAGAACUCAAAACACUGGCCCAAAAGCAUGAGAGUAUUGUUGAAAGGGCCUAUAUGGAAGGUUUCCGACUCGCGUUUAAGUACCAGUUGGAGGUCAUUGAAUCGGGGGACGGUGCCGACAGCACCACGUACAGUUCCAAGCUUGCGAACCUAUACGCUCUUACCGUCGCCAGCAGGAAAGUGAAAAAGAAGUUUCUCGGGAAUCUGUUGGCAGCGCUGGAAUUCGAUCCUAAUAAGCUCCAGGUAUCGGCUACUCCAUCGCAUUUGACAUACGCGCGAUUCGUGCUCCAGAAUUUAGCAUAUUUCGACUACGUCUCCUUCGAAGAUGUCAACCUCGUCGCAUUAGGCCUGGAAAAGAUUGUGGGGAACAUCGGAACCACAGUAGUUCAUCACAUCGAGACCGAUAUCCUUCAGAUCAGUCUUGACACCACGGAGCCUACAAAGCCUGUAGAUCCCCUGGUUAAGAGGAGACUGUGUAUGGCCUCCGUUGUUUUGAAUAUGUGCUGGAAUACGAGGACCUAUUUGAGAAAGCUUUAUGGAGUUACUUCUGAAGCGAUGGCGAAGAAGGCGAAGAAUACCAAGGAGCUGACCAAAGCUCCAACGAGAGUUGUGGGGAUGGGGGGCAGGGGUUUGUGGGACGAAAUGGGGGAGUUAAUCAUGGCCUUGGAUAGUGAUAUUGGAGUGGAUAACCAGUUUCGAGAAUUUGUGGAGCUUCUCACCGUUGACAGCGAGUUCAAGCGUACUACCGAACACGAAGACGACGACCUUUUCGGUGGUGGUGGUGGUGACGAUGAUGACGACGACGACGGCCCCGGAGCAGGAGGAGCUGACGCUGCUUCUCAUCGUGCUCGAGGUAGGCCACGAAAACGGAAGACGGGAACGACGCCGCCACCCCAACAUAAACCGGCUAAGAGGCGUAAGAAGAAGGGCGACGGCUCGCCUGUCGACGAUGGCGGCAGAGAUGAUGGUGACGAUUAG